Hypomesus transpacificus is the source of this 3510-nucleotide messenger RNA. RefSeq names its product solute carrier family 30 member 1a (gene slc30a1a). Gene Ontology annotation, molecular function: zinc ion transmembrane transporter activity; calcium channel inhibitor activity. Gene Ontology annotation, biological process: detoxification of zinc ion; zinc ion transmembrane transport; intracellular zinc ion homeostasis. The record is from RefSeq and is a predicted model, not a curated record. The coding region runs from base 361 to 1854 and encodes 497 amino acids. Gene Ontology annotation, cellular component: membrane; Golgi apparatus; endoplasmic reticulum. The transcript is spliced from 2 exons. NCBI's taxonomy places the organism in Eukaryota, Metazoa, Chordata, Actinopteri, Osmeriformes, Osmeridae.
UCCGUGUGGAAACUUUACCGGCUCGGGUGCAAAGUUUCAGCCGUCUGCAAAUCGAAGUGUAUAGUCAACGUAUUAGGAAAAUGCUGCUGUGCUCUUAUAAUAGGUGAAUCACAGUCUGACCGUGUCGUACCUGUGACAAGGAAAGUCGAAAUAUUGUCAGCUAGAUGACGAAUUGUGAGUAUACCGUUGAUCAAUAACGACGUGGACUCGAUACGUGCUGGAAUCACAGUGAUUUAGCCAGCUAGCUAGACUAGCUAACCGCUUCAUUGACGCGCAUUGUGUUCUUCAAGAAAGCCUGUUAGCUGUUUACUAGGGCUGAGAGCUAGCAGCAGACGAGUUUCAGAGAGACAUAUCAGUACGAUGGGGGAAAUGGCUUGUGAGCCUAACCGUGUUCGGCUCCUAUGCAUGCUUUCAUUGACUUUUGGAUUUUUCAUUGUGGAAGUGGUCGUAAGCCGGAUCACUGCAUCUCUGGCCAUGCUUUCGGACUCGUUUCAUAUGCUAUCCGAUGUCAUAGCGCUGCUCGUGGCUUUGAUUGCUGUGCGUUUUGCCGAGAAAACUCAAGCGACGAAUAAGAACACAUUCGGAUGGAUCCGGGCAGAAGUGAUGGGGGCUUUGGUCAACGCCGUCUUCCUCACAGCUCUUUGUUUCACAAUAAUCUUAGAGGCUAUCGAGCGUUUCACAGAGCCACAUGAAAUUGAGAAGCCCGAGGUAGUCAUCGGUGUUGGGGCCGCAGGUCUCCUGGUGAAUCUUCUUGGGCUCUGCUUGUUCCACGGACACGCGGGCGGUGGACAUGGCCAUUCUCACGGAGGUCAUUCCCACGGAAGUAAGAAAAACAAAAGGGGUAAAAUAUGCAAGUCUGAAAGACCUUCGGGCGAGGAGACCAACAACCUGGUGGGACAUCAUAACAGUCCCAAUGGCAUGAAUACCGACAUACGUAGACAUGAGACCAACUACAGCGAGAGCCAGAUGAAUGGCAUGGCUGCAUACGAGGAGCUGGACCAUGACACUGGCUCCCUCAAUAUGCGCGGCGUGUUCCUACACGUGCUGGGCGACGCACUGGGCUCCGUCAUUGUGGUGGUCAACGCCCUUAUCUUCACCUUUGUCUGGAAGCCGUGUCGCACCGGGGAGGCCUGCUACAACCCCUGCAUCAACACCCACACUACAGACCACCAGCACGUCAACCACACCCUGGUGGACCUGCUCCACGGGGCCAACGGGACGGGUGUGGCACACAUGGAGGCCGGGCCCUGCUGGGUGCUCUACCUGGACCCUACUCUCUGCAUCAUCAUGGUGUGCAUCCUGCUGUACACCACAUACCCCCUGCUGAAAGAGUCGGCCCUGAUCCUGCUUCAGACCGUGCCCAAGCAGAUCAACAUGCAUCGGCUCAACGAGCGCCUGCUCAGCCUGGAGGGCGUGCUGGCCAUCCACGAGCUGCACAUCUGGCAGCUGGCCGGCAGCCGCAUCAUCGCCACCGCCCACAUCAAGUGCCAGGACCCCACCUCCUACAUGGAUGUGGCCAAGCGCAUCAAGGACUUCUUCCACGAUGAGGGCAUCCACGCCACCACCAUCCAGCCUGAGUUUGUCACCUUCAACUCAGAGUCGCGCGCCUCCCUGUGUGAGCUUUCCUGCCGGACUCAGUGCGCGCCCAAGCUGUGCUGUGGCGCUGGUGAGAAGCCGGGCGCCGCCGCUGCCGUGGCGGGCCUGGAGAAGACGGCCAACAUGGAGGGUGACACAGCGCCUGCCUUGGCCCUGGAGGUGAUCAGUGAGAGCCAGGAGCAGGCGUCAGCUGUCAGGGUGGGGCCCCGGACGGAACAAGAGGUCAUCAUCACCAGAGAGGUGGAGUCAUCUCUGUGAGUCAAAUGGAAAGACUGUAGAGGGCUAGAAUCACUAGGCAGAUGUUUCAAAUGGGUUGGCGCUCAGCCACAGACGGGCUUGUCUUCUGUUGUCUUGAGGGGCAUUGGUCAGAGAAUGACUUCAAGAUGCUCGGAUGAAGAAGCCUUCUUUUCCUGAGCCCCACCCCCCCACUUCUACUGCCCCCUUAAUGGCAGGAGCAGUCAGUCCCCACCCACCUCAGACACACACACACUCACUCCUCAACCACGCUGGCGCUCCUUCCUCACUAGUGCCCAGGCAGCGUCAGUGUUGCUAAGUCACUCGAGUGCUGUCCGCUGCAUGCAUGUCCCUCAUUCACACCGUGAUGCAGCUCUCCGUCCCAUGAUGAAUCUGUGCCAAAGCUUCUCACUGCAGGACCAAAGGGACAGGAGACACUGCUUCACACGGACAGCAAGGAAACAAUUACAAUACAUGCAAGUCAAUGCACACCGGGCUUUACAAGUACAGUAGUAGGUUGUCGUUUAGUUUUCCCAAAUUGGCAUUUGAAUCGUUUUUUCAUUGCCUUUCACUUGCCCCAAAUACAAAAUUAUUGUAUUACAAAUAAUUUAUGUAUUUAAGUUAUUAGUAAUUAUGUAUUUCUCUCUGUAGAAACUUUUAUAAUAUUUAGUUUUGAUGAUAGCAUUUUUGUUGCAAUUUUCUGCCUAUUUGACAAACCAUCUAUGCUGUGGACCUUUCUGAAAUGUAAUGUUUUCCAAUGAUGAACUUUUCCGCUUUUUAUUUUUGUUUUAUUCUUUCCUUUGCCUUGACAGAGUUUUAAUGGUAGUUAUAACAUGCAGAAACUUUGUCUAUACCUCUUUCAUCGUGGCUUUUAAACUGCUUUCAUUUGACUGAGAACAGUUAAAAACAUCACGAAGGAUGAUGUAGUUGGUCCUUUCAGGCAAAUUCAACCUUAAUGUACAUCAAAUAUCAUUGCUGCCUUGUGAGGGUGUUGAGCUAUAAAAAAUAGCACUGUUCACAAAUAUUUGAACAAUACUCUUGUUUAAAUGUAUGCUGGUGGCCAUUUGGAUGGCGGUUGACUUCAAAUACUAUUCCUCAUGAAUGUGUUGGGGAAGGGACCUUGUUGAAAUCCAUGCUGAAGAUUUUUACUUUUCAGGAGACAUUGUGCCACUGCAUUGUUGCAUGACCAAACUGAUGGGUGUAAUUUACACCCCCAGAGUUUCACAUCAAGCUCAAAAGUGCACACACGCUGGUAUUUUUCAACAGUUCAAUGAUAGAUUUUCAAAUGGAAUGGGACAAAGCUUGUCUCUGCUUUCGGCUGUGUGUGAUGAUUUAAAAGUCAUAUUGGUGGCCUUCUAUAUGGUAGACAAACUCAUCAUUCCCAUUUAACUGUUGUUAUUUCAUCAGCACCAUUUGACUGUUGAUUUAUGAAUAUAUUUCCGGUCAGAUUUCCACUAAAAGUAAAUGUGUAUGCAAGAUUCUUUUUUCGAAAUGUAUGGUUACUUUCAUUUUGUCUUGAGCUCUUCAUGUGCAAAUUGAAACGUGUUAUGGAUUUUAGGUAUUACAUUUCAACUGAGCGUGUGUAUGUAUGUAUAUAUACAAACACACACAAUACCUGUUGUGUCAUUGUGAAAAUAAAACAUUGCUGCUUGGUUCAGUAGAAUAAGGGUUUUGUGUGAU